Messenger RNA from Adineta steineri, 1425 nucleotides. NCBI's taxonomy places the organism in Eukaryota, Metazoa, Rotifera, Eurotatoria, Adinetida, Adinetidae. The record is from the annotation of a GenBank genome assembly.
AUGAGUAAUAGUCUAGCAAAAAAAUUUGAUAAAAUUGUAUCAAAAUUGAGUAACAAACAUAAAGAUACGAAAUCCAAUGCCAAUGAAACAAAUGACGAUCAUCAAAAUGUCGAUGAAACAUUAACUGAUGGAAAUAAUGAACCACAACAUGAAUCGAUUUUGCAACGUAUGAAAGGACAUAUUACUCAUACACAUGGAUCAGUUAAAAACGAACAGCAUCAACAACAACAACAAACAGAAGGUGCACCUCCCAUUCAAGUUAUUAUAGACAAUCUUAAAGAUUCACCAUUUAAAGUUCUCCUUACGCAUGCGCCAAUGGGAGGAGGUCCGUCAUCAACUAGUGGAUCAUCAUCAACAACAUCAGGUGUUAUACCAAGUGAAUGUUAUAAACAAGCACGCGAAGAAUUCGAUAGUCGAUAUGCAUCACCAGCAACAUUUCAAUUAGCCUAUAAAGAUUUUCAAAUAAGUCGACCACUUGGACGUGGUGCAUUUGGUUCUGUUAAAGAAGUUAAAUGUAUACGUGAUCCAUUACCUGAUUAUCUUCAAAUAACAAACCCUAAUGAUUCAACAAUAAAAUCUUAUCGUGUAGCAUUAAAAAUUAUUAAUAAGAAAAGUGCACAUAAAAUGAAACAAGAAGAACAUGUUGUUAAUGAAAAACGCAUAUUACAAGCAUUAAAUUUUCCAUUUAUAAUAAGAUUUUAUUUCUCUUUUAAAGACAAUGCUAAUCUUUAUAUUGGUCUGGAAUUAAUUGAAGGUGGAGAAUUAUUUCGACAUUUACGUGAUUGUGAACGAUUUGAUGAGAAAAAAGCCAAAUUUUAUUCAUCUCAAAUUAUUCUCGCACUUGAAUACCUACAUUUAUUGGGUAUUGUUUAUCGUGAUCUCAAACCCGAAAAUUUGCUCAUCGAUCGUUAUGGUUAUAUAAAAAUGUGUGAUUUUGGUUUUGCAAAGAAAAUUGAUCGAGGUAAAGCAUAUACCCUAUGUGGUACACCUGAAUUUCUUGCACCGGAAAUCAUUCUUGGUCGAGGUUACAAUAUGGGAGUUGACUAUUGGGCCUUAGGUGUAUUAAUAUUUGAAAUGAAUGCUGGUUAUUCUCCAUUUUGGGAUGCAGAUCAACAAAAAAUUUACCAUAAAAUAAUUAGUGCAAAAUUUCGACCUCGUUCAUUUUUUACGGAUAGUUUAAUUGAAAUUAUAAAAGGUUUAUUACAAAAAGAUUUAACAAAACGACUUGGUUUAAUGUUUAAUGGUAUAAACGAUAUAAAGAAACAUGCUUGGUUUCGUGAUAUUGAUUGGCUACAUAUAUUUUUGAAAAAAGUUCGUGCACCAUGGGUACCAGAUAUCCGUACAAAUAAUUUUCCCGAUGCUGAAGAUGAAGAACCAGCUCGUUCAUCAGUUAAUUUAUAUGAAAAAGAAUUUCAUGAAUUUUAA